UGUGCACUCCUGAAGAUGGCAACCUUGCAGCAGGCACACGGUGGGAGAGGUUGUGCCAUACCUGUCUUGACCAGGGAAGUGGGAUUUAAAGUUUCUGAAGACAAUGUUGGUGACUGGGAGAAGGUAUUUCCACUGGUGCUAUCACUUGCAUUUGUUGGUAAAACAAUGUCUGGUACUUACAUUAACAGCAUGUAUACACAGAUAGAGAAACAAUUUAAUAUUCCAGCUUCUUUAGUGGGGAUCAUUAAUGGAAGCUUUGAAACUGGUAACUUGCUUCUUAUAGCAUUUGUGAGUUAUUCUGGAGGAAAGCUUCACAGACCCAGAAUAAUUGCUUUGGGCUGCACUGUUCUGUCAUUUGGUUGUCUUUUGAUAUCACUUCCUCAUUUCUUAAUUGGAAGGUAUCAUAUUGAAAGCAGCAUUUCACCAUUGGAGAAUUCUUCAGUCAUGCCUCUGUGUUUUUUUAAUCAAAGCUUGUUCUCUUUACCUACAGAAGAACCAUCAACAGAGUGUGUAAAGGAGUCUGGGUACUUGCUGUGGAUAUUUGUGAUGGUUGGAAACAUAGUGCGAGGAAUGGGUGAAACUCCCAUCAUGCCUUUAAGCAUUUCAUAUUUGGAGGAUUUUGCCAAAACAGAGAAUUCGCCUUUCUACCUGGGUUGUCUACACACAGCAACAAUAAUUGGCCCCUUUGUUGGUUUAUUGUUGGCAUCAUUCUGUGCAGAACUGUUUGUUGAUCUGGAAUCAGUAGAUCCAGGGGAUGUAACUAUAACAGCUACUGAUACCCGCUGGGUUGGAGCGUGGUGGCUGGGAAUUUUGAUUUGUGCAGCACUGAAUCUUCUUGCAGGAGUACCUUUUUGGUUUUUGCCCAAGUCACUUGUGAAGGAAGGAGAAACCAAUUAACCUGAGGAGAUGUGUAAAAAGAGGGUAGUACUAUUGCAAGAAAAUUAAAAAAAAAGGAAGACAA
Messenger RNA from Oxyura jamaicensis (ruddy duck), 961 nucleotides. Its product is annotated as solute carrier organic anion transporter family member 1A5-like. Gene Ontology annotation, molecular function: bile acid transmembrane transporter activity. The record is from RefSeq and is a predicted model, not a curated record. Gene Ontology annotation, biological process: sodium-independent organic anion transport; transmembrane transport; bile acid and bile salt transport. The transcript is spliced from 7 exons. Gene Ontology annotation, cellular component: membrane. Bases 16 to 897 code for a protein of 293 amino acids. NCBI's taxonomy places the organism in Eukaryota, Metazoa, Chordata, Aves, Anseriformes, Anatidae.